Salmo salar (Atlantic salmon) is the source of this 3515-nucleotide messenger RNA. The record is from RefSeq and is a predicted model, not a curated record. Lineage: Eukaryota; Metazoa; Chordata; Actinopteri; Salmoniformes; Salmonidae.
GGGAAGGGGCGGAUAAUGUCCAGUGUUGUUGAAUGUGCCACAACUCAGUUGAUACGUAAUGUGGUGGAUGCAAAUAGUUUCGCCAUAAUUAAAUUAAACUUCGUUACUUUUUGAAGGGACUUGAUUUCAAUCAUGUCUGUGAAUUCUGUCCAUUGGUUUCGUAAAGGUUUGAGACUGCAUGAUAAUCCAGCGUUGCAAGACGCAUUGGACGGUGCUGAGACAGUGCGUUGUGUUUAUAUUUUGGACCCUUGUUUUGCUGGUUCUGCUAAUGUUGGACUCAAUCGAUGGCGAUUUCUACUGGAAGCCUUGGAGGACCUGGACACAAGCCUGCGGAAACUAAAUUUGAGGCUAUUCGUAGUACGAGGCCAGCCCACAGAUGUCUUUCCAAGACUUUUCAAGGAGUGGAAUGUCACCCGGUUGACCUUCGAGUACGAUUCAGAGCCCUAUGGGACGGAGCGCGACGCCACCAUCCUGAAGAUGGCGCAGGACUUUGGCGUGGAGACCCGCGUCAGAAAUUCCCACACACUCUACAAACUGGCCAGGAUCAUUGAGAUGAACAAGGACAUGCCCCCACUGACCUUCAAGCGCUUCCAGGCCAUCGUCCAGCGGCUGGAGCUGCCCAAGAAGCCCCUCCCCACUGUCACCCGGCAACAGAUGGACUGCUGCCAGACAGGCGUCGAGGCCAAUCACGAUGAGCGUUACGGAGUGCCCUCCCUCGAUGAACUAGGUUUUAAGACUCACAGUUUGGGUCCUGCUGUGUGGAGGGGCGGGGAGACUGAGGCACUGGAGAGACUGAACAAUCAUAUGGACAAAAAGGGCUGGAUGGCGAACUUGGAGCGCCCAAGAAUCAGUGUGUCUUCCCUGAUGGCCAGUCCCACAGGCCUGAGUCCCUACCUACGUUUUGGAUGCCUCUCCUGCAGAACCCUCUACUACAGACUCCGAGAGCUCUACAUGAUGGCACGUAAGCACUGCACGCCGCCGCUCUCUCUCUUCGCCCAGCUGCUGUGGCGGGAGUUCUUCUAUACGGCUGCUACCAACAAUCCCAAGUUCGACCGCAUGGAGGGAAACCCUGUCUGCCUGCAGAUCCCCUGGGACAACAACCCUGAGGCGCUGGCCAAGUGGGCCGAGGGGCAGACGGGCUUCCCCUGGAUCGACGCCAUCAUGACCCAGCUGAGGCAGGAGGGCUGGAUCCACCACCUGGCCAGACACGCUGUAGCCUGCUUCCUCACCAGGGGGGACCUGUGGAUGAGCUGGGAGAGUGGUAUGAAGGUGUUUGAGGAGCUGCUCCUGGAUGCAGACUGGAGUGUGAACGCAGGCAGCUGGAUGUGGCUCUCCUGCAGCUCCUUCUUCCAGCAGUUUUUCCACUGCUACUGUCCUGUAGGCUUCGGCCGGAGGACUGACCCCAGCGGAGACUACAUUAGGAGGUAUAUACCCAAGCUGAAGGACUACCCUAACCGGUACAUCCACGAGCCCUGGACGGCCCCAGACUCGGUGCAGAAGGCCACUAACUGUGUGGUGGGGGUGGACUACCCCAGACCCAUGCUCAACCAUGCACAGAGGAGCUGCCUCAACAUAGAGAGGAUGAAACAGGUCUACAACACGCUGUCCAACUACAAGGGCCUCAGUUUACUUGGCUCCGUCUCAACAAUCCAGGAGGAAGUGGAGUCGGCAGUAAUGACUGACAGCUCACAGACCCACGUCAGCGGAUCUCUGACCGGGGCCCUUGUGGUUCCAGACUGGUCCUCUAACUCCGGACACCAAGACCGGACGCCAGCGGGACCCUCGCCCCCGAGGAAGAGGGGCCACAGCCCCAACCUGCUGGAGUUAACAGAGUGGGGCACCGAGGCCAAGGUCCAUUGCUGCAGCUCAGCCCUUGUGGGGAGCUCCGACAGCUCCCAACAAUAACAGACUGUUGAUGCACCUGGACUCAACGCUGAUUGGAGGGAGAGCCCUCCACACACAGCCCUGCGUCAUUCCCUGUUUCACCUCGUCCACGGGUCCAUCGACUGUCAGUAGCCGCCAUCAAAACCUGCAGAAACAACCCAGGCAGCGAAACAAACCUCAGUUGGUAGUUAGAUCUACAGUAAUGGUAGAACGAUGCCCACCACCAAUACCAUAUCAACCUGUCACCAAGGCUUCGUGCUAUAUAGGCUGUUGAUCAAGCUGUUUCUCUCAGUAGAACGAUGCCCACCAAUACCAUAUCAACCUGUCACCAAGGCUUCAGUGCUAUAUAGGCUGUUGAUCAAGCUGUUUCUCUCAGUACAUGCUGACUUUUUCCUGCUGUGUUUUAUUUAGACAAUCAGUAGCCGUUUUUAUAUUGAUAAGAGUGUGAUCAGUUCAGUCUCGUGUGUGUGUGUGUGUGUGUGUGUGUGUGUGUGUGUGGUUAUAUUCUGUAGUGGUAUGGUUUGGGGCUAGGGGAAGCCUCACCCUGCAGCUGUGUAUCUUUGACACAGCUUAUGAAGGGAAUCCUAAUGGGUAAUAUGUGACACCCCUGUCGCGUGCCUCAGUUUGCACUUAGAGUAUUUGACUCACUUCCUCGUUUGUCAAAAUAACGUCUCACAAAGUUAUAUUUUGGCGGUGAACUGUCACUUUAAGUCUGCAUAAAGCACUUUAUUACAUGUUCCAUUACCACUACUUGUUGAAAACAGACUUGUUGGUGUGAGUAUCUGUGGCAGGGUGUGAGUAUCUGUGGCAGGGUGUGAGUAUCUGUGGCAGGGUGUGAGUAUCUGUGGCAGCGUGUGAGUAUCUGUGGCAGCGUGUGAGUAUCUGUGCUGACUCAGCACAGAGUUUUCUGUACACCAUGAAGCAGUGUGGACCAGUAGCAAAGACCUUUUUAACACUUUUGUACCGACCCAAACUGCUGGCUCUGAGCACAUUGUCCUUUUCAGCAUGCUCCCAUCAAAUCUGGUGCGUUCAUGACCAGGCCAGUACAGCUUGGUUGGUCUCGGUCCAGUUCGGGUCAGUAGUGUGAAAAGCCUGUAACAGUGCUGUUGAUCCCAGUCCCAUGUAGAGGUCAUCUGCUAUUGUGCCUGCAGUAUAGGGUCAAAUGUAAACCAUAUUAAUCUGUGUUUUACUAACUACACAGUUCAAUUGAUCUACAAGUUCUAUCAAUAAGUUCUGAUGUGAAAUUAUUUGUUGAUUGAUCUGUCAAAUAGCACAAGGGAUUGUGCCGAGUAUAGCAAUUAAUUGUUGAAUCAUAUCAAUGGAUCAUCACAGAGACAUGUAUAGAGAUUAUUAUAUAUAUUUUCUAUAAUAAACUGUAUCUUUAAUGUCUCUGGUUCCAUCAUUGCUUCAACGCUAAAGAGUCACUGUGCUUGCAUGACUCGUGAGUCAAAACUAAUCUCAUGAGUCUGUUUCAGCAGUCUGUGCUGGACCCGUCAAUGUGUUGUCGUCCGAUGUAACCCCAAGUCACUCUGUCAUGUAUUUACCUUUCUUCUACUAACCCUCAUGGCUACUCAUUUUAUCUUUCUUUUGUAAAAUGGAUGUAUUCUAAAUCAAUUUGUUCUUUUACUUAA